Molecule: messenger RNA, 2297 nt
Organism: Bradysia coprophila
Lineage: Eukaryota; Metazoa; Arthropoda; Insecta; Diptera; Sciaridae
Product: sodium-coupled monocarboxylate transporter 1-like
Biological process (GO): transmembrane transport; sodium ion transport
Cellular component (GO): membrane
Molecular function (GO): symporter activity
Source: RefSeq, a predicted model, not a curated record
UAUUUUGUGUUCUCUAGACAGUAGGAGUUCAAAAGAUUUUCCAAGUUAUUCAAAUGACGAAUGUAAAGGAGAAUGUGAGUGACUUGAACAAAUCACUGCAACAUUUUGACUGGCCUGACUAUGCGGUCUUUGUCCUGAUGUUGGUCGGAUCAACGCUCAUUGGCAUUUAUUUCGGUUUCGUCAAAAAGAAGACUGAAAUUAAAUUACUGCGGUCCGAUCGUCGCGAAUCCGAAGUGGCACGUGAAUAUUUGAUGGGAGGAAGACAGCUGUCAAUGUUUCCCGUUGCCCUUUCGCUGGUGGCAAGCUGGAUAUCUGGAAUAUCCUUACUAGGGCUGGCAACUGAGAUUUAUUUGUAUGGAACCACUUACAUUUUCAAUAUUGUUAGUUUGAUCGUGGCUGGAAUAUUAAUUCGUUUCAUUCUGUUGCCCGUGUUCUAUAAUUUGCAGCUGACAUCGACGUAUGAAUAUCUCGAACGAAGAUUUGAUAAACGUGUACGUCUUUUCGGCUCCAUAUUAUAUACCAUUGCAACGUUAGCAUAUCUACCUAUUGUGAUAUAUGUGCCGGCGUUAUCCUUCAAUCAAGUAACUGGUGUAAAUAUUCAUGUCGUGACUCCGUUCGUAUGUGUGGUGUGCAUAUUUUAUACGUUGGUGGGUGGCAUCAAGGCCGUCGUUUGGACAGAUUCCGUACAAUUGAUUUUGAUGCUCUUCUCGAUGAUUGUAAUAAUCAUCAAAGGCACGAUCGAUGUUUCCGGAUUACAAACGGUGUGGGAUCGUAACCUGCAUGGCGAUAGGAUCAAUUUACCAGAAUUAACGACAGACCUAACUGAGAGAUAUUCGGUUGUGUCACUUCUCAUAGGCGGGGUGCCAUUUUACAUUUACACAUGUAGUAUGGGUCAGGAAAUGAUGCAGAGAUACAUUUCGCUACCGACUAUAAAAGAUGCGAACAGGGCACUGUUGAUCUUCAUCAUCCUAAUGUCAGCGUUGAUUCUAAUUUGCUGUUACAAUGGAUUGCUCAUUUAUGCUUGGUAUGCUGGAUGUGAUCCGCUUCAAACAAAAUUGAUCGGCGCACCAGACCAACUCCUUCCAUUGCUGCUGAUGAGUGUACUCGGCGAUUAUCCGGGAAUGCCUGGUUUGUUUAUUGCCGGAAUAUUUAGUGCAGCUUUAAGUACUCUGUCAACAUGUCUCAAUGCAAUGGCUGCCAUCGUGUUGGAAGAUUUUUGUAAACCAUUUGUUAAAGGGCCACUAAGUGAAAAGCAAACAGGCUACGUGAUGCGAGGAUCUGUACUGGUUGUUGGAAUCGUUUCUGUUGCUCUAGUGUUUAUAGUACAACAUAUGGGCACAGUGUUUCAAUUAGCUGUUAGUUUGAGCAGUGUGACUGGUGGUCCAAUUUUCGGUAUGUUUACAAUGGGUCUGAUUUGUCCGUGGGUGAAGAGGAGGGGAGCAUUUCUCGGUGGAGUAGUCUCACUAAUUGCGAUGGUUGUUCUUUUAAUCUACGCUCAACAUGACAUGGCCACAGGAGCUCUAAAGUAUGCAGUAAAACCAUUAUCGACCGAUGGAUGCAAUUACACAUUUCCGAAUGUCACUGAGCCGACAAAUUCAACCACCACUUCAGCGAACGAAGGAAGUAUGUUCCGAAUUCAUCAUAUGUCCUUUCUAUUCUAUCCCAUAUUUGGAGCGACAGUUGCAAUAAUUGUUGGCAGUUUAACGAGCUUGAUUUGCAGAGAAGAAGAGUGCGAUUUGAAUCCGAUGUUGUUUUCACCGUUCGUGCGAAAGUUUAUCAAUACACGCGUUUCGUCAUCACACACCGACCAACGGAACUGUGUCAGUCAUGUUUUUGAUGAGAAAGAUACGGAGUUAUGAAAAGUGUACUAUACCGCUUUGUCAUUUGAGUUGACUGAAAGAGAUGUCGACGAAUAUUUUCGUAUUUUUUGACGUCGAUCUAUGGCCUCUGUGAACUGAAAGCAAAAAAAAAUAUUCUGUGUACGAGUCUAGGCUAGCUAAUAGUGUGUAAGUAUAAGCAGCUGUUGAAUAAAAUUUCUGAAAAUACGUUUUUUUUGAUGUUCGAACCCUCCAAGACUGAAACGAAAGCAUCAUAAUAUCAGCAUUCAUUCAAAGCACAAAUUUUAGUAAAGCUGAACAGCAAAUGUAUUAUUUCCAUUUUCAUUUCUAUUUAACUUCAUUCUCUUUAUAUUUCCUAUAAGGUUUCAAUUUCGUAUUCUUUUGUACUAUCAAACAAUCGAAAGGCAAUAUGUUAAAAUGGUUUCAUCGAAUUUCGAAGAACAUAUCAAAUUUUAUUAA